Oncorhynchus nerka (sockeye salmon) is the source of this 1930-nucleotide messenger RNA. Its product is annotated as cadherin-7-like. The transcript is spliced from 9 exons. Lineage: Eukaryota; Metazoa; Chordata; Actinopteri; Salmoniformes; Salmonidae. Gene Ontology annotation, biological process: cell morphogenesis; multicellular organism development; adherens junction organization. The record is from RefSeq and is a predicted model, not a curated record. Gene Ontology annotation, molecular function: cadherin binding; calcium ion binding. Bases 363 to 1790 code for a protein of 475 amino acids. Gene Ontology annotation, cellular component: plasma membrane; catenin complex; adherens junction.
GUAGCGACAACACGUAGUUGGAGCUGAGCAGCGCAGUUAUUGCAAUCACGUUGAGCGCGCUGCUGUCUGUUGCAGUGGCAUCGUCCUGACUGUGUGUGAGAGAGGAAGACAUCAAACGACCGUAGUGUUAAGGCUCCAAUUAUUCAUUGUGCCCAGAAGACCAUUCUGCUGCAGUAGCCGUUUUCUGACUCCUUGACAACCAACAAUAACUAUCCUCCGUCUGUCUGCUGAAGGAUACACUUGCUCAUUAAACCAACGACACCUGCACUGGGUUGUUGCUUCUGUUGAACCCCAAAAUUCACCCUGUGUAUGGUUGACAACAUUUCUUCUUGAGUCUUUCGCAGUUCAUUUUCACACAAAAAAUGUGUAUCGUAAUGAUGAGACUGAACUGUUCACCCAUGUGGAGUGUGGUUAGCCUUUUGACUUUGUUGCUAUUACCACUUUGGGAGAUGGGCUGCUCUGGCCUGAGCUUUAACUCAGUGCCCCUGCCGCCGGUAGGGACAUACCAAAGAAGCUGCGAAGGUGGGGCACACCACAGGCAGAGGCGCAGUUGGGUGUGGAACCAGUUCUUCGUGCUGGAGGAGUACACAGGGGACGAGCCACUCUACGUGGGCAAGCUGCACUCGGACGUGGACAAGGGUGAAGGGCAGGUGAAGUACGUGCUCAAUGGCCAGGGAGCUACCUCCAUCUUCACCAUUGACGAGAACACUGGUGAUAUCCAUGCCACCAAGCGUCUGGAUCGCGAGGAGCAGGCUUACUACACACUCCGGGCUCAGGCCAGGAAUCGCGAAAACAACCUGCCCGUGGAGCCUGAGUCCGAGUUUGUCAUCAAGGUCCAGGAUAUUAAUGACAAUGAGCCCAAGUUCCUGAAUGGGCCCUACUCAGCCAGGGUCCCCGAGAUGUCCCCAGUGGGCACAUCUGUGGUGAUGGUGGUGGCAACAGAUGCGGAUGACCCCACAUAUGGAAACAGUGCCAGGGUGAUCUACAGUAUCCUCGAGGGCCAGCCCUACUUCUCCGUGGAACCAAAGACAGGCGUGGUCAAGACAGCUCUGCCCAAUAUGGACCGUGAGGCACGGGACCAGUAUCUGUUGGUCAUCCAGGCCAAGGACAUGGUGGGCCAGAUGGGAGGACUCUCUGGGACCACCUCCGUCAUGGUGACUCUCACUGACGUCAACGACAACCCACCACACUUCUCUCGCAAAAGUUAUCAAUUCAGCAUGUCUGAGUCCCUGCCAGUGGCGUCAGUGGUAGCCAAGAUAAAGACGCUAGACUCGGAUGUGGGGCCCAAUGCUGAGAUGGAGUACAGGAUUGUGGAUGGGGAUGGCCUCGGGUUGUUCCGAAUCACCCCCGACAGAGACACACAGGAAGGCCUCAUCACUCUGCAAAAGGGCCUGGACUUUGAGACCAAGUCGAGCUACACCCUACGUGUCGAGGUGUCCAAUAGAAACAUCGACCUGCGAUUCCUCUCCCUUGGCCCAUUUAGCGACACAGCUACAGUGCGCCUCAUCGUGGAGAACGUGGACGAGCCGCCUGUCUUCUCCUUGCCGCUCAGCAAGAUGUUAAUAUCGGAGGCAGCAAAGGUGGGCACCACCAUCGGGACGGUGUCCGCACAUGACCCCGAUUCCACCAACAGUCCCAUCAGGUACUCAAUAGACCGCAACACCGACUUGGAGCGCUUCUUCAACAUAGAUGCCACCACCGGUGUCAUCAGCACUGCCAAGCCCCUGGACAGAGAAGUCAACGCCAUACAUAACAUCACCAUCUUUGCCAUGGAGAGCUGCCGGUGGUAGCUGGUCCCCUGCAGGACAGUGAGGUGCCGGAGGUCCCCCCCUGGGUACCGGUGGGGGACCUCUUGGAUCCAUCCUUGUUGAGGGAUUUCCAUCGCCUCCAUCCGGAUCGCCCUGCACCUCGUCCUCCAGGCGAGGCCGGU